Heterobasidion irregulare TC 32-1 is the source of this 1035-nucleotide messenger RNA. RefSeq lists its product as uncharacterized. The transcript is spliced from 5 exons. The record is from RefSeq and is a predicted model, not a curated record. Bases 1 to 1035 code for a protein of 344 amino acids. Gene Ontology annotation, molecular function: actin binding. Lineage: Eukaryota; Fungi; Basidiomycota; Agaricomycetes; Russulales; Bondarzewiaceae.
AUGGCAUCUAGCGAGCUCUUGAAACAAAUUCAGGCUGGAAAAGCUCUCAAGAAAGCACAAACUCGCGACCGCAGUGGACCGUUGAUCGACGCGCCGAAAGGUGGAGGUGCGGCGCGUGUGGGCGAUGCAGGGGGUCCCGCCCCUCCGUCAGUUGUGGGCAGUGGGGGGCCGCCUCAACUGGGCGGGCUUUUUGCAGGAGGCAUGCCGAAGCUGAAGGCUACCGAUAAGGCCAGUCUAGGAAAGCCACCGGUCCUGGGCAAGCCGCCUCCCAUUCCGGGGCGUACCGUUCCCUCUCCGAAGCCAUCUACGCCCUCUCCUACACCUCCCGCCUCGUCACCGCCGACUCCGAAUAGACCGACGCCCAAGAGACCCUCGGCGCCUGCUCCGCCUAUUCCAAGCGCGCCCAGUCUUCCAGCACGUGCACCACCACCUCCUGUACCACCUCCUGCACCUUCAGUCAAUGGAUCCAGCGCCCCGCUUCCUCCAAGAAGACCGAUUCCACCACGGCGUGCUGCAUCACCGCAGUCACGUCCUGCCCCUGCAGUUCCUCACCGAACUUCGUCACCAUCGUCGCCGUCAUCAUUACCUUCUUCUCCUUCAAGGCCAGUUCCUCCGCCGCGUCCUACCUCACACGCACCUGCGCUACCAAAUCGUAGGCCUCCCACUCUUCCCGGAAGAGCGCCCCCGCCCCCUCCUCCCCCUCGAUCCGCACCCGCACCGCCUGGUCGACCUACUUCUGCCGCACCCGCACCUCCCGCUCGAUCAACACCAGCUGUUCCACCUCCACCUCCUGCACGGCCAACAUCGUCCGCCCCACUACCGCCCGUUCGCCCCAUCUCAUCCGCACUCACACCGCCAUUUCGGGCAGUUCCAGAUCCUCCAACUCGAAAGCUUCCUGCCAUGAACAGCGCACCAUCCCCGCCUUUAGCUCCCACCCCUCCUCCGCCUCGCCUCGCCUCCAACGCCUAUGUCAUCGAUGCCCGCAUUGAAUGGGACCGCGAAAACAUCUCGGAAGAUCCCGUCACCUCCGCCUAA